Messenger RNA from Periophthalmus magnuspinnatus, 456 nucleotides. RefSeq names its product small integral membrane protein 36 (gene smim36). The transcript is spliced from 2 exons. Bases 160 to 456 code for a protein of 98 amino acids. The record is from RefSeq and is a predicted model, not a curated record. Lineage: Eukaryota; Metazoa; Chordata; Actinopteri; Gobiiformes; Gobiidae.
GAGAGAUAGAGGAUUAGAGUAUUUUUACCGCAGAGUCUCACAGGAGCAGACUGGACUGAGGAGAUUGAAGAGGACGGUGGUGAAGGAGCCGAGCCAACGGUAUAAGUGUUUGGCCCUCGCGGCGCUGGUCUCGGGGCGGCCGCGUUGCCUCCCUGCAGCAUGGGCUUUCUGGAGAACUACCAGGAGAUCGACCCAGUCACUCUGAACCUGUGCAUCCUCAUCGCCAGCUACGUCAUCCUCCUCCUCGUCUUCCUCAUCUCCUGCAUCAUGUACGACUGCAGAGGGAAGGACCCGACCAAAGAGUACGCCCCCGAACCCGCCCCCACGCAGUCCCCCAUACGCCUGGUUGUCAUGCAGAGCUCGCCAGCGCCCGUCGCCCGCUGGGACGCCGCCAACAUGAUCACCACCUACCACGACCACACGGACUUUAGGGAGAAGAAGUCGACCAUGGUCUGA